AUACAGAAUUGUACUAAGCUGACAUAGAUAGAUACUAAGCUGAGAAAUCUAGUCACUGCUCAGCCACAUAGCAACAAUCUGACACUUUUUCAAUUAGCUUUAUCUUAUACAGGGAAUAAGAAGAAAUGAGCUUUCUCGCGGGAAGACUAGCCGGGAAAGAGGCAGCAUAUUUUUUCCAGGAAUCCAAACAGGCUGUGGGCCGUCUUGCAUCCCAGAAAACCCCAACCCAGAAGAAGCUCCCAUCGCCGCCUUCUGAAGCUUCCUCGGCUACUGAGCAGGAAGCCCAAGCUGACGUGCUUCCCGAGGUGCUGAGGCACUCUUUGCCCUCCAAGAUUUUCCACCAACCCUCUGCAAUGACGUCGUCCCUGGACACAGGCUCCAAAUGGGUUCUUCAAUCUGAUCCCAAGGGUGGCUAUUUUGUCUCUGCUGAGGCUCUCAACCCUCUAAGGGCUUAUCUUUCACUGCCGCAGGUCACUUUUGGCCCCAAAAGGUGGCAACUGCCCGAAUCAGAGAGCUCGGUGUCAGCCUCAACGGCUAAUGAACUGCGCCGAGACAGGCACACCACCCCCAUUAAUCCGGAAAAGUUGAAGGCUGCAACUGAAGGGCUUACACAAAUUGGAAAGGCAUUCGCAGUUGCAACAGCAGUAGUAUUUGGUGGUGCGACUUUGCUAUUUGGAAUGGCUGUCUCAAAAUUACAGUUACAUAAUAGUGAAGAUAUCCGAACAAAAGGGAGAGACCUUGUCGAGCCAAAUUUAGAGAUGAUUCAGGAGCAACUGGCUCCCUUGAGAGCGUGGGCUGAAAAAACGUCGAGGAAAUGGCGCUUGGAAAGGGAAGAAAAUAUACAAGAGAAGCCUAUUAUUAAGGCACUUUCUAAAAUGUUGGGUGCAAAGACAUCCAAUUGACAUUAUCAUUACUUAUUUUUUGGGUUAUAAUCUUUGUAAAUAGUUCUCAGUGGCAUUGUGAAUGGCCGUGGCUACGAAGUUUGGAGGGUGGCUGGACUGGCGGGGAAAGGAAAAAUGAUAGGAAUAGUGCUGUAUGAAUAAAAGAUGCCUUUCCUUGAGGGCAUGAUGUUGUAUAAGUUAUACUAGUUUGCCUGUAUAUACUUGUUUUGGGAAGACUCAACUCUUGAGAAGCCUUUUUUUUUUUUUUUACUUGGAU
Prunus avium (sweet cherry) is the source of this 1158-nucleotide messenger RNA. Its product is annotated as coiled-coil protein. Lineage: Eukaryota; Viridiplantae; Streptophyta; Magnoliopsida; Rosales; Rosaceae. The record is from RefSeq and is a predicted model, not a curated record.